AUGGCGAGGGGAAGAAUGCCUUGCAAUGGGCUGUUCCAAGUUCCUACGAACACUCCAGUAAUUAUUAAUAAAAUAGUAGUAAGUUCUCAUAUCGUUGGGGGCGGGGUGGUUAGUGCGGCCAAGUCCGAGUCCCAGGAAAAGAGAAAAGGGACUCGGGAGAGCGUAAAAGUUUGUCUCAGCUCCAGCACCCUGAGCCUCAACACGCCCUCAGGUAAAGGUGGGAGUAAAUGGCCACGCUGUAUUGACAGAGUACAAAGGCAGGCAGUCGAGGGCAGAGGAAGCAGGCACAGAGGGAUACAGGCAGAAGGAAAGAGAACGUGGAGAGAGACGGAGCGAGUGGAAGAGGAAGCGAGAGCGAGCGCCAGGGAACCAGAGGCCCCCUGGACGCCCGGCCCUCGGGCCCAGCCGCCCUCGGACCCUGGACCGGGAGUCGUGGGCACCAGAAGCGAGACUCGGCCAAGUCCUGCCCCACCAGGUGGCAGGAGACCUGCAUCGCAGGUUGUAGCAGAUUUCCUCAACAUUUCUCUUGAAAUUUCCUUAUCUCCGUUUGCAAGAGGAGCCCCAGAGCCUCAUCCCUGUGGUAGCUACCAUGUUCUGGUAUAAGCUGUUAUUCACCAGGGAGCUUUGGCAAGAGAAUGGCUGUAUCAGGAAGUCCAUCUCCACCGUGGAAAAACAACUUGAAGCUCGUCUUUAUUGACUAGUAUAAACAAAUCCCAAGGUCAGAGACUGGUAGGGCUGAUGCUCACUGAAGUCAAAGAAAGGCCUCACUCUAGGGAGAGGAUCCUUAUACGACAGGUGUACUGUCUGUAGGAUGGAGAUAGACUGAAUACCCGCUUCGCUGAAUACCGGCUUCAGAUCACCUUUCACAUUUUCUUGUUGGAAAGGCAACUGUUGGAGAAUCAUCUUGUUACCGUCAGCAAAAAUGGAAACAAAUCAAGACAUUAAGAAUGCCACGGUGAAGGACUUCCCUGGUGGCCCAGUGGUUAAGAAUCCACCUGCCAAUGCAGGGGACACGGUUCAAUCCCUGGUCCGGGAGAUCCCACGUGCCACGGAGCAACUAAGUCCAUGCGCUACAACUACUGAGCCUGCGUGCCUAGAGCCUGUGCUCCGCAACAAGAGAAGCCACCGCAAUGAGAAGCCCAUGCACCUCAAUGAAGAGUAGCCCUGCUCGCCACAACUAGAGAAAGCCCAUAUGCAGCAACGAAGGCCCAACGUAACCAUAAAUAAGUAAAUAGAUAGAUAGAUAGAUAGAUAGAUAGAUAGAAAGAAUGACGCAGUGAGUGACCAGCGGUUAAUGAUGCCAGUGUUAUGCAAGGUUCGGCAAAGGAAUUUUUCAAGACAGUGUGCCUCACCAGCCAGAAAUCAGGAAAGGUUGAACCUCUCCUUUUUGUCUCAGCUCUUUCUUAAAUCAAUGCAGCCCCUCCAAAUUAAAGUGAAUUGAAACAUGCAUUGCCUUUUCAACUUAAUUGAGUACUUAACUAUGUGUGAAUCACUGUACAAAACAGGGGAGGGAAAAUGAGGA
Molecule: messenger RNA, 1522 nt
Organism: Physeter macrocephalus (sperm whale)
Lineage: Eukaryota; Metazoa; Chordata; Mammalia; Artiodactyla; Physeteridae
Exons: 8
Coding region: 1-603 (200 amino acids)
Source: RefSeq, a predicted model, not a curated record